Cavia porcellus (domestic guinea pig) is the source of this 810-nucleotide messenger RNA. Its product is annotated as basic salivary proline-rich protein 2-like. The record is from RefSeq and is a predicted model, not a curated record. Lineage: Eukaryota; Metazoa; Chordata; Mammalia; Rodentia; Caviidae. The coding region runs from base 1 to 810 and encodes 269 amino acids. The transcript has 3 exons.
AUGUCCAGCACACUGGGCACGCAGGCCCAGCACGUGAGCAAGCCACACGGUGGACACGACCCCGCAGGGCUGUCACACUCCUUCCGGAGACCAAGCAGAAGCCCUGGGCUGGCGGGAGUCGACCAGCGCGGCACUCCGGCCUCAGACGUCGGAGGCAGUAGAGGGUCGGAGAACCGGCGCCCAAGGUCGGAGCUCCGGGGAGGGGUUCCAGCGCCGCCCCUGGGUCCCCGAGCCCCGCACGCCAGGAGCCCCCCUCCGAGGGGAAAACUUUUCCGCAAGUUCCGGAAGAGAAGCGCGUCGUCACCGGGUCCCACCACAGGCUUCAAACGCCAGCCCCCACCCCAGGCCUGCCCGCACGGCGCCCCCAGCUCCCGCCGGGGGAGGCGGCAGGCGCCCCCAGGACCGGCCCCCGCGGCCGCGCGCCCCAGGCCUCCGCCCGCGGGAGCUGCAGCAGGUGGCAGCGCCCGCGCCCGCCCCCACGGCCUGGCCCUCCACCUGCCCCAGUACCGGAGUCAGCGCGGCUCCGACGCCAUCCCCGGGCCUGCCGGCCUGCAGCCCCGGCCGCGCCAACCCGCAACUUGCGGGGCUGGGGACGCCACCGCUAGGCAGGCAGGGGACGGCGACAGGUGCGCGCGAGCGGCGCGCGGCCGACAGCAGCGCGCGGCAAGCCCCGCCCCUGCGCCAGGCCCCGCCUAUCUGACACGCCCCCACGCAACCUGGUCACGCCCCCCAUCGCCGGCGUCUACUCUUCCGCCCGAGCCGUCGUCCCCCGCGCAGUUCCGCGAAGCUAGGAACCCGGUCCCCGCCUGA